Vanessa atalanta (red admiral) is the source of this 1957-nucleotide messenger RNA. Its product is annotated as cytochrome P450 6B7-like. The record is from RefSeq and is a predicted model, not a curated record. The transcript is spliced from 2 exons. NCBI's taxonomy places the organism in Eukaryota, Metazoa, Arthropoda, Insecta, Lepidoptera, Nymphalidae. Bases 13 to 1563 code for a protein of 516 amino acids. Gene Ontology annotation, molecular function: monooxygenase activity; heme binding; oxidoreductase activity, acting on paired donors, with incorporation or reduction of molecular oxygen.
AAUAGCUACAAAAUGAUGGUGGUCUAUCCCAUUUUCACGGCCAUAUUUGCCGUUAUAUAUUUAUUGUAUUAUUAUAUAACUAAGAAUCAUGAUUAUUGGAAGAAGAGAAAUGUGCCUUAUUUGAAACCUACGCUAUUAUUUGGAAAUUAUAAAGAAUAUAUUUUCUUCAGAAAAUAUUUUCCGAAGGUCGCGCAAGAGAUUUGCCGAAAAUUUCCUAAUGAGCCAUACGUCGGAGUCUUCUACGGCACGGAUCCCGCUCUCAUCAUCAAAGAUCCGAACAUUAUCAAACUUGUUAUGGCAAAAGAUUUCUACUACUUUAACUACAGAGAGAUAUCGCAGCACACACACAAGGAGUUAAUUACCCAGAAUAUGUUCUUCAAUGGAGGUGACACGUGGAAAGUUCUACGUCAAAAUUUAACGGCGCUAUUUUCAUCUGCCAAAAUGAAAAAUAUGUUUCCUUUGAUUGAAUCUUGCGCGAGUACUUUGGAAGACACUUUGGGUAAAGAAAUGACCAAUCAAAAUACAAUUGAAAUUAAGUCUCUUCUAGCGAGAUACACAAUGGACUGUAUUGGAUCUUGUGCGUUUGGUGUAAACACUGGUACGUUAGCAAAAAAAUCACCGUCUAACCCGUUCACCAUAAUGGGCGAAAAAUUAUUUGAUGUUUCAAACUAUGGAGGAUUUCGAAUGGUCAGCCGUGCGAUGUGGCCCUCCCUCUUUUACAAAUUAGGGUUCACACUGUUCGAAAGUGAUAUACAGCACUUUUUCAAAAAAUUAUUAACUGACGUUUUUGAAAGCCGCCAGUACAAGGAAUCUUCGAGAAACGAUUUCGUUGAUCUUAUCUUGGGUUGGAAGAAAAAGACAUAUUUGUGUGGCGACAGCAUAACUAACUUCAAUACAGGAGCUAAGACAACAAUAAGCCUGAAUGUAGAUGACAAUUUACUGAUCGCUCAGUGCACACUCUUCUUUGCUGCGGGAUUUGAAACGACAUCGACUACGACAAGCUUUGUACUUUACGAACUAGCAAAGAGAAAAGAUGCUCAGACCCGAGUGCUUCAAGAAAUCGACGACUAUUUCCAAAGACACGAAGGCAAGAUACAAUACGAGUGUAUCAAUGAGAUGCCGUUUGUCCAAGCGUGCAUUGACGAAACGCUUCGUAUUUACCCUGUACUGGGCGUCCUCACUAGAGAAGUAACGGAAGACUACACUCUUCCAACAGGUCUACGUUUAGAGAAAGGCACACGUGUCCAUAUACCUGUAUACGAUUUACAUCAUAAUCCAGAAAACUUCCCGGAUCCUGAAGAGUUUCGUCCAGAAAGAUUCUUGGGUGAAGAAAAGAAGAACAUCAAGCAGUUUACUUAUAUGCCCUUCGGUGAAGGACCUCGGAUAUGUAUAGGAAUGCGGUUCGCAAGGAUGCCGAUAGUUGCGGGCCUCCUCACUAUAUUGAAGAACUAUAGUGUCGAGCUGGCUGAGGGCAUGCCUCGAACUGUUGACUUUCAACCCCGAGCCCUCGUCACGCAGGCUAUGCAGAAAAUUAAUAUUAAGUUUAUACCUCGUAAAUUAUAAUUAUACAUAAUGUCUUGUUUACUAAUAUUGACCUUAAUACAUGUUAUGUAUCAUAACGAUUUGCUAUUAAUUUGUUAUAUGAUAAUAAUGUCACUCAGGUUAAUUGGUACUAGAUUUUCUUUGGUGAUUAACAUUUGUUCAUCGAGCUGGUGUCUGAAAGUCUUGUAACUAUUCGUUUAUCUAAAACUGACUGUCUUAAUCUAAAAAAAAUAUCUUACAACAUCAACACAUUUUGAUGCGAAUUGAACUGCGAAAGGAAUAUUAAAUUUUGCUGAUAAUUAAAGUUCAGUUAAACAAAUAUAAUCACCAAUUAACUGAUUGUUUCAUUAAGUUUAAAGGCUUACAGGAAUCUAUAGUUAAUUUAUUAUACUAUAAAGCUAAAACUUAUCUAUCA